AACACUGGCCAGAGACAGAAAAUCAUUGAAGAAUGAAAAAAAAGGUGAAGAUUUCUUUGACAUAUACGCUAAACUGUUAUUUACAUUUAUAUUGAAAAGUUUGCAUCGCUUCGGAAGUUCGAUAUUACUUUAAUUUCCAAUAUUGGUGUUUUAUUAUGAAUAAUGCCGAUUUUAACGACGAAAGUGAUUCUAGUGAUGAAGACUAUAUUCCUCAAGGAAAACUAGAAGAGGUACUAUCAGAAGUCGACAGUGAUGGAGAUCCGGAGGACCCCAUAUCGGAAUCCGAAGAAUCAACCAGUAGAAACAGAAAACGAAAGAAAUUGAAUAAAGAAAGGCCUAUAACUGUGAGAAGAAGUGAACCAAAGGAGUCAGGUAGCAAAGAAAAUGAAGAAGAGGAAAUCAAAGAAGAAAAACAGCAGAAUAUUGAUGAUAUAUGGGCCGAUUUCAUGAAAGAUACAGGAUUCAAAUCCAAAACCUCCAAAGGUGGAAUCUCAGAAAGUUCAAAAAAUGAAAAAAAGUGUAGUGGUGUAGCUCAUUCGUCAUUAAAAGAAACACUUAAGAGGCCUCAAGAAAAAGUGAAAGUGACACAAAUAUUUGAAUUUGCUGGCGAAGAAGUUAAAGUUGAAAAAGAAGUUUCAGCAGAUUCUGCAGAAGCUCGUUUGCUUAGGAAACCUGAUGAUAACAGUCUACCGAAAUCCAACAGGGGCAAACGAAAUGGGGGAUUGAGUGGUAUUAGCAACGUCUUAAGUCAGCUCUCUAAAAAACCCAAAAUAAGUACUUUAGAGAAAACCAAAUUAGAUUGGGAUAAUUUCAAAAAAGAAGAAAAUAUUGAAGAAGAGCUUCAAACUCACAAUAGGGGCAAGGAUGGAUAUUUGGAACGACAAGACUUUUUACAGCGAGCAGAUUUGAGGAGGUUCGAAAUCGAAAAGAAUGUCAGGUCCAUUGAAAGGAGUAAACGGUUUAAUAGUACGCUUUAAGUAGAGGGUAUAAAAUAUCAAGCUCAGUAUUGUGAUCUAUGUAUUUAUUUUUACAUUCCGAAUUGUUAUUUUACAUUCUGAAUUGUUUCAGUUCAUAAACAACCAUCUACACGUUAUUUGCAUCAUGUAUGACUAAAGUGUAUAUGACUCUCAUUAAACUGUAUUUAUUGUAUAAA
Messenger RNA from Leptinotarsa decemlineata (Colorado potato beetle), 1153 nucleotides. It is a transcript of the gene Yeti, whose product is annotated as yeti. Gene Ontology annotation, cellular component: Swr1 complex. NCBI's taxonomy places the organism in Eukaryota, Metazoa, Arthropoda, Insecta, Coleoptera, Chrysomelidae. The record is from RefSeq and is a predicted model, not a curated record.